AUGGACGAACAGGUGUUCAAAGGGGACCCAGACACCCCUCAUUCCAUCUCCUUCUCCGGGAGCGGGUUCCUUUCCUACUACCAGGCUGGGGCAGUGGAUGCUCUGCGAGAUCUGGCCCCGAGGAUGCUGGACACGGCCCAUCGCUUUGCAGGGACCUCAGCUGGGGCAGUGAUUGCGGCCUUGGUCAUCUGCGGGAUUGAGAUGGAGGAGUACCUCAGAGUGCUAAAUAUGGGCCUGGCCGAGGUGAAGAAGUUCUUCCUGGGACCUCUGUCUCCAUCCUGCAAGAUGGUCCAGAUGAUGCGACAGUUUUUAUACGACGUGCUCCCGGAGGACUCCUACAAGUUCGCCACCGGGAAGCUGCACGUGAGCCUUACCCGAGUCACGGACGGCGAGAACGUCGUGGUUUCCGAGUAUCGCUCCAAGGAAGAGCUCAUCGAGGCCCUGUAUUGCAGCUGCUUUGUUCCUGUCUACUGUGGCUUCAUCCCCCCAACUUACCGUGGCGAGAGAUACAUCGACGGUGGCUUCACAAGCAUGCAGCCCUGUGCCUUCUGGACAGACUCUGUCACCAUCUCUACCUUCAGCAGUCAGCAGGACAUCUGUCCGAGGGACUGCCCCGCCAUCUUCCACGACUUUCGAAUGUUCAACUUCUCCUUCCAGUUCUCCUUGGAGAAUAUCACCCGCAUGACGCAUGCGCUGUUCCCCCCGGAUCUGGUGAUCCUGCAGGAAUACUACUAUCGAGGAUACGAUGACGCUGUCUCAUACCUGCGGAGGCUGAACGCCGCGUACCUGGACUCUCCCAGCAAGAGAGUGAUUUUCCCGAGGGUCGAAGUAUACUGCCAGAUAGAGGUCGCCCUUGGCCAUGAGCCCCUACCUCCGAGUCUGCAGAGCCUUGAGGCACAAAGGGGAAGUCCUGAAGACUCCCCACAAACCCAUGUACAGGGGGCUCUCAAAGAGGACAGAAAGGACAGCCAUUCCCCAGCAGCCCCAUUGGUGCAGACACCUGAAUCUGGGUGCAAGGGAUUUGUGGGGUCACUCGUGUCACCAUCGGUCUCUUCAGCCAAGCAGCCGUCUGUACCGCCAUUGUCUCCAGCCCAGCCAGGCCCAGUAAUGAGACCCACUUGCCCCAGUGACAAUUGCCCAAUAAAUGUUCAAACUCCAAACCUGGAGCAAGGGGUGAAGGAUGACCAUCACCUGGACCGGGCCACCGACGACCAAAGCACAAACAGCUUCCUACCUGUGUUGCUCCCAGCUGCAGACUCGCACGGCUCAAAGGCUGCAUCUUCUGUGCCUGUUGGGUCACCUGAGUCCCCUGGACUGCUGCCCAGACCUUCCCAGGGAGCCAUAGCACCCAGGGUAACACCUGGACUUUCGACCCUAAGUCCUUCACCACCACCAGCCCAGCCACUUGUGGAGGACCUGGGCCCAGAACGACCCACAGCUACAGGGUCUCCUGCCUCAGCACCGCUGACAGGCUCGGCAGUACCGGGUACCAGGAAGGAAGCCCCCAACAAGCCUCUACUGGUGGAGAGUCCUGCUGUGGAUUCAAACACAGCAAAAAAGAUGUUCAAGAGGAAACAGAAGACAAAUGCCACCAGAGAGUGCUUCCAGAGAAACCCUCGGUCCAAGAAGCCAGCUAGCAAACUGCAGUCUGCACCUUGUCAACUAGACUUUCCUGUAUUCCCCAAGACAGUUUGGGUCACCUACAAACCUCAUCCCAGCCGGAUCCAAGAAUACAGCUGCCCCGAGGGAGUAGGUGGACAGAACUCCUAAACUGGAGCAGGAGAGAUUCCAGUGACCU
Molecule: messenger RNA, 1798 nt
Organism: Arvicanthis niloticus (Nile rat)
Lineage: Eukaryota; Metazoa; Chordata; Mammalia; Rodentia; Muridae
Gene: Pnpla1
Product: patatin like domain 1, omega-hydroxyceramide transacylase
Biological process (GO): triglyceride catabolic process; lipid homeostasis
Cellular component (GO): membrane; lipid droplet; cytoplasm
Molecular function (GO): triacylglycerol lipase activity
Source: RefSeq, a predicted model, not a curated record